Messenger RNA from Dujonia railenensis, 1086 nucleotides. NCBI's taxonomy places the organism in Eukaryota, Fungi, Ascomycota, Pichiomycetes, Serinales, Debaryomycetaceae. The record is from the annotation of a GenBank genome assembly.
AUGACCUCUUCAAUUGUAGUUCUCGGUGCUGGGGUAAGUGGUUUAACAACAGCAUUAUUACUCAAAAAGUCUAACCCCAACUCUAAAGUUACUGUCGUCGCUCAAUUCUUGCCGGGAGAUCUUGAUAUCACAUACACCUCACCAUUUGCUGGUGCAAAUUGGCACACUUUCAGUGAUGACGACGACUAUGUCCUUCAAGAAUUCGAUAAGCCGGGGUAUUCCAAAUUUCUUGAACUUGCAAAUGAACCAAAAUCUGGGGUUUGGAUAAAGAAAUCAUUUGCCUAUCUCACAGAGAACACUUUUAAAGCAGAAUACAAUCUGGACCAAAAUAAAUUUUUCAAAUGGUAUAAGAACUUCGUAAAAGACUUCACAAUAGUGGACAAAUCAAGUUUUCCGCAUCAAGACAUUGCUCUUGGUUUUCUGUUUACUGGAGUUGUCAUAACUGUACCGAUAUACUUGAAUUACCUUUUAUCUGAAUGUCUUCUGAGUGGGGUGAACAUCAAAAGAACCAAAAAAUUUGACUCUAUCGAUCAAGUCAAAAAUUUCAUUCCUAACACGGAUCUAGUUAUCAAUUGUACUGGAUUGUUAGCUACCAGACUUAAGGGAAUCUCUGAUCCCAAGCGUAAUUAUCCUGUUAGGGGACAAGUCCUUUUGGUGAGUAAUAAUGCACCAAACAAAGUAAGUGUUUCCAUGGAUCAUCCAGAUUAUCCAAAUGAACUCUUAUAUUGCAUGCCUCGGAAGGAAGGUGGCUGUAUUUUAGGUGGUUGUAUUUAUCCUAAUGAUAGCAAUCCAAAUCCCGACGACGAAUUGACCAGAAGAAUUUGCGAGCGUGCUAUCAAAUACAUCCCCGAAUUGGUAGACCCAAAAUAUGGUAACAAUUCGACAACAAUUGAUAUAGUAAAGGUCAAUGUAGGCUUGAGACCUGCUAGAAAAGGCGGUGCAAGAGUGGAAUCUGAUCCUGAAAACCCUUGGUUAAUUCACAACUAUGGGGCUGGAGGUGGUGGAUAUCAAGGAAGUUAUGGAUUUUCUGCUAAGGUCGUACAGCUUGUACAGCAGAAGCAAAGAGAAGUAAGAGGUAAACUUUAA